Messenger RNA from Epinephelus moara (kelp grouper), 4804 nucleotides. RefSeq names its product transmembrane and coiled-coil domain protein 3-like. The record is from RefSeq and is a predicted model, not a curated record. Bases 186 to 1661 code for a protein of 491 amino acids. The transcript is spliced from 4 exons. Gene Ontology annotation, cellular component: endomembrane system. Lineage: Eukaryota; Metazoa; Chordata; Actinopteri; Perciformes; Serranidae.
UUUGUAUGUUCAAGGGGCCAGUCAGAGUGUAUGUGAGAGUGUGUGUGUACGGGAGUGUGUGUGUGUGACACAGAGGGACAGAAACGGGGCUCAACAUGGACCUGAGACUAGCCGUGAGUUGUGAACUGGUCCCGGACCUGAAGUGAAGACCCAGCGGCUCCUGACUGACCACACACGGGAUUAUUAUGCCCAGCGCCAACGUGUCCGUGCGAAGUUUAUCAGAAGUGGAGAAAUACCUCAGCAGCCGGAUGGACCGGAGUUCUGAGGGCAGUUUCCCGAGCAUCUCUGGGUCGAUGCGUCGGGGUUCCUCAGAGAACAAUCUGGACCUAGAUCUGAGUGAUGGAAGUCCUGGUCCCGCUCUGGCCUUCGAGGUCCAUCGUAGUCGUUCCUGCUUGGAUAACCUCCAGCAGAAAAUACUUAAAGUCACCGAGCAGCUGAAGAUUGAGCAGACGGCUCGGGACGAGAACGUAGCUGAGUACCUGAAGCUGGUGAACAGCGCGGACAAGCUGCAGGUAGGGCGCAUCAAGCAGGUGUUUGAGAAGAAGAACCAGAAGUCAGCUCAGAACAUUGCCCAGAUGCAGAAGAAGCUGGAGCAGUACCAUCGAAAGAUGAAAGACAGUGAAAUCUUCCAUAGUCCAUCCCCUCACCCGUCCAUUGCACACAAACACAGCACCAUACCCAGAGAGUCUCCCAGAGAGCUGCUGAGGGACAUGACUGGCAGCGGCCGACACCCGACCAUGGACAAAAUCAAGACCAUCGGUCCAGGUGUUUCCCUCUCCCCUCCUUUCUUCUUCAGCAAACCCAGAGAGUUCGCCAACCUCAUCAGGAACAAGUUUGGCAGUGCUGACAACAUCGCCCACCUCAAGACCACGCUGGAUGCUUCCUCACCGCUGCCCACUGACAGCACAGGAAAGGGGCUGAGCAGCAGCACCUCUCUGGUGGGCAAGCCCAAGUAUCCCAGUGAUGACGAGUGCUCCUCAGGGAGCGCCUCAAUUUCAGCAGACAGUAACGGGGCCCCAGCAGGGGGAGGAGUGUCAGCGGGGCAGGUGCAGGGCCAGCAGGCCGGGGGAGACACCCACAGCAGACUGGCCCUGACCCUGGAGGAGGUGAGGGAGAUCAAAGAAGCCCAGAGCCAGCUGGAGGAGGACAUGGAGGAGAUAAAGGCUCAGUUUAAGAGAGAGUAUGGCAUCAUCAGCCAAACACUGCAGGAGGAGAGAUACAGGUACGAGCGCUUGGAAGACCAACUAAACGACCUGACAGAACUUCACCAAAAUGAGAUGACUAAUCUGAAGCAGGAGCUGGCCAGCAUCGAGGAGAGGGUGGCCUACCAGGCUCAUGAAAGGGCCAGGGACAUACAGGAGGCGCUGGAGUCGUGUCAGACGCGUGUGUCCAAGCUGGAGCUCCAGCAGCAGCAGCAGCAGACGGUCCAGCUCGAGAGCCGUGACGCCCGAGUCCUGCUGGGAAAGAGCAUCAACAUCAUGCUGGCCAUCAUCACUGUCAUCCUGGUGUGCGUCUCCACCGCUGCCAAGUUUGCCGCUCCAAUGAUGAGGAGCCGGCACCAUGUGGUAGCUACCUUUUUGGGAGUUUGUUUUCUGACCAUAUUCUGGAAGAACUGGGACCGUUUACAGUACGCCAUAGACAGGCUGCUGGUGCCUGCCUGAUAGAAAAGCGUGCACACUGAAAAUAACACUGCAGAAACAUGGACACUGUCUGUUGUCAGGAUAGGACUGUCUAUGAGGAUUGGUUGUACAAUCGUCAGAAGACACGAUCACCAUGCAUUCACAGAGGUCACUGUUUUUUAAAAUCAAACUGAAAUGAAAUUUUGGUGAUUUUUUUUUUCUUGUCUAGAACUUGAAUGUGUGUCGCUAACAUUUUUCAUUUAACCUUUAAAAUAAUAUUUAUAUAACUAGUUUUGUUACUUCUUUAAGGAUUGACAUUAAAUCAUCAGAAGACAUAAAGUUAAUUCAAGGAUCAAGAAGGGUGGACAGACAUGCACAUGAGACUAAUCUUUACCCCAGUUUUUUGGGAAUUAAUUAGUAGAUGAGGUCAAAUUUGGCAAAUGAUUAUUCUUGCUUCAGUUCGACUUUAACAUUUCUCAGACGGUUGAAAACAACACAAACAAAACCUCAAGCUUUGCAUCUUGUUGGCCACAGAUAUGAAAUGUCACCCUUGAAGGGAUAGUUGAUCAUUUUGGGAAAUACCCCGAAAGUUAGAUGAAAAGAUUGAUACUAUUCAUAUAAAUGUUAGGUAAAUAUGAAGCUACUGCUAGCGGCCAGUUAGCUUAGUUUAGCAUAAACACUUGUGUAGUAUGUGAAUUUGUCAGGGUAGUAUUGUCUCGAAUCAAACGCGGCUGUUUGACGGUCACAAGAUUUGACAGCUUUUCUUCUUCUGCUUGGCAAAUGCAGUCAAGCCUUGCGUUAUCUCCAAUAGAGUGCUGCAGCAAUGAGUCCUGAAACCCGGAAAUGAGUUAGCGUUUUAGCACUCCCAUUUCCCUUGUCUUGAAGGCAAUGGGUUUUUGGUUGUGCUUGAAAUGAGGUCUGAAGUUAACACAAGCUUUAGAGACUUCCACAUUUUGUUCUACGAAAUAAAAUAUGUCCGUAAUACCCACUCGUAAAUCUUGAAACCUUUGUGUCUUAAAAAAGAGGGUUGCUAACAAGUAGCUAAAUCAGACUACAGAGCGUCAUCACGACAAACUGCGCUGAACACAUCUUUGCAACCUUGUUGCGGUGGCGAUGUCGACCGUAGUCCAUUCCUAGCCAAACGUUAGGUUUUUACCUCUGGCGAUUGCAUUUAUACUUCAGAAAUAAUAAAAGUGUGUAAAUCUGUGAAGAUUAUCUUGCCCCACAAAACGAGUAAAUAUAAACUUUUGUUUGCCACAGAACUAGCAAAAGUCACUUGCCAAAAUAUAUGUUUACUGUAUCUGCUUUUCGCUCACUUGUCUUCCUUUGUAUUUAUUUAUUUAUUGAACUAAAAAUGAACGCUUUCACGGUACAUUAUAAAUGUUUGUGGCUGUUACUGGCUGGCUGUAUCACCAGCUAAUCUACGUUACUGAGUCAUCGAUAGCUGCCGCAUUUUGCUAAUUUGUACAGCUUAUCAAACGUCUGCCCACAAACCUAACACUAAACUCUUGUAUAAUUGAGACAAAGUUAGCAUACAUAAAAACCAAACGUAACUAUGCCCCUAGAUCGUAUAGCUUAUGCCACAACACAGGAGUACCUGAUGACAAAAUGUGCUGCUGUUAGCUAGCUAGCAAGCUAACAUUAGCAUUAGCAAUAUUGUUUGUGGUACCCAAUGAUUACAGAAUUAACAUCAUAAACAAACUUAUGGCUUAUAUCUGACAGCAGUAAAGUGGUAGUGAAAAAUACACAUAUGCAGCAUAUUUACAAUGCUUUGGUGUUUAUUGUGGGAGACGGACGACAUUUCACAAGAUUGAAAUGUGUUUGUGGUCAAGCCCCUUGCGCUUUGUUGGCAACAUGGCGACCAUUGAGGUUUAGAGAUGUCCAACAUUGCACACUCAAACUUCUUUGACUGUCAUGAGUGCACAAUCUUGUUUCUCAUAGUGUAUUGCAUUUUGCCAUUCUUCUCAGUGUGAGCGCACUUAUGCUCUCAAAAUAUUGAGUAAAAGUACAGAAGACAUAAUAUAGGAAACGGCUAGCUACCUGUUUCCCCUUGUUUUUAGCCUUUACGCUAAGCUAAGCUAACUGGCUAAUGAUUGUACCUUCAUAUUUAGUGGUUUAAAUCCUCUAACUGCAAAACUAAUCAUAAAGCACGUUUCCCCAAACUAUUCCGUUAAAUGAAGAAUCUACAGACUAAAACACAGAGGCAAAGGUCAUUCUGUUUUUUCAUGUGUUCAUUUUCUUAAUUUCUUAUUGCCUUGUCUGCCCUGUGUGGUCAGUCAUCUCUUAAAGUUCUUCUGUUUAUUGUUCCUGAUGUUUAAAGUGCAAUAUAUUUGAUUUCUACGAGCACUGUUUUUAAAAUGUUUCAUUUAGGAGUGUACAUUACACGUCGAUGUUUUACAGUGACAGGGUGCUGUGGAGGGGGGUUGGGUGAGGAAGUGUCAUUAAUGUUGGCAUGAGAGAUCCAUAACCACUGAAGCCACUGCUGGGCUCGGAAAAGACCAGCUGUCUCCUCUCUUAAGGGCCAAAAAUCAAUCCCACUGCAUUACCGUGCUGGUGCUGUGGUUAUAUCAACACACACCAGCUCUGCAGAGCAGGAACACAUGCACACACACCCAUACAGCACAAACAUGAGUUUGUCACUUGGCUCUCUUUAUGUCUUUUGGGUCAAAUGUUUGUCAUUUAUACUAAUAAUGUGAUUGAGAGGCGAUGGGUUAUACUGUGAUACAAGGCCUUUUUCUGAGGAAAAAUGCAUUUCCCUUUUUUUAAGAAGCAACAAACAGCCUUCAGUACUCCAAUGACGACAGAGGAGCAUGUUACAGGCUCUAAGUGAUGAUCUAUGAGCCAAUUUCUCUUGGACUGAUUAAUGUGUUAUUUUUCAUAUUUGUCUUACGAACAUUGCCUAUCAUGAUCUCACAUGAAGCUACGGACCACUUUUUAAUGUUUGUCUGCCAUAAUAAUGUGUUUGUGUUGACGUUUGUUGUCGUCUUCCUGUUGUUCUACUGACUGUAUCAUAUUUUUGUUCCUGUUUUUACACAUUUGAGGAAGUUUUACUUUACAGAACUACAGAUGUGGUUUACAUUCUCUCUUCAUCUCUGGUGCACUACGUGAUCAAUCAGUUGUGUUUUCAUGCAUUACGUGCCUUUGUCUGACACGUUCUGUUAAAUUAAACAAGCCUUUUUAAUCAA